This is a messenger RNA of Trichophyton rubrum CBS 118892, 2262 nucleotides long. RefSeq lists its product as uncharacterized. Bases 1 to 2262 code for a protein of 753 amino acids. NCBI's taxonomy places the organism in Eukaryota, Fungi, Ascomycota, Eurotiomycetes, Onygenales, Arthrodermataceae. The transcript has 8 exons. The record is from RefSeq and is a predicted model, not a curated record.
AUGUUUCCCUUGUCAGUUGAACUGAAUCGAUUAACAACGUUUAUAGAAUGGUGUCUCGAAGAAGAACAAUUAGAAGAUGUACAGGGCGAGGAUGUGUUUUACGACUGCGAGCAAACACUCAUCCCUGAAAUCUCUUCAGGGACCAAAGCUGAGCGAGACGAUGCCAAUGGCCCGAGUGCAGUACCACAAUCGCUGGAUCCAGCGCCUCUUACCGUGUCUACUAAUACCAGCACUUCUGGUGCGCGCUACCCUACUAAACCUCCUACAUAUGUGUCUGUGAAUAAAAACGCAUGGGCAUCUGGUGCCGCGUCGUCAGGCUCAUAUAGACUCCCUAUGCCAUUCGGGGUACUUAAAGAGAGGGUUGGGGAGUAUAUCAAAGCACUAGGGCCGAAUUGUGGGAACGUCAAUGACUUCUUGUUCGACAAGAUCAACUAUGACACGGGUGCAUUCAUACCGCAUCCAAAGAAACAGUCUGAACAAUGGCUGCAUAUCUGGGGAAGUCCAGCUCAAGUAGCGGCUGCGAAGAGCGCCCUUAUGCGCCUACUCAACCGCUGCUCCGAUAUUGGACCCUCGAAGAAGAAAAAAGGAAUUUUUGCUAAAAUUUCUAGUUACUCCCAAGUCAAGGAGGCACGCCUUGACCAAAUUGAUAAAUCCAGUACUGUUAUUGAACUGCUUCGUCAGAAACCAAGCUCGGCCUUUGAAUUCCUAGAAACUCUGCUCUUUUUAUGGCCAACAGACGAGGUACCAUUUGAUUUAUUAGGACCCCAGUUAGAGGCACUCGAUCCUAUUCGCCGGGAGACUGGUUGCUACAUUUACAUUUACGAUGAGCAGCCGUCCUUUAUAAGAGUCGAUGGCGAUGAUCACGACACCAUCGUAACGGCUGUGCACAGACUUCGGGCCAAAUGGGCCGAAAUCAUGGCAAAGAUUCAUAUGCAGUCGAAGCUUUAUCUUGUGCAAGCAGCUUCAUCAAACAUUCGAAACAAAGAGGUUGCAAUAGCCCGUGUAGCCCAUUCUGUAGGAGGAUUAGGGCAGGUGUAUGCCACUCCAGUGCUACAUGAGAUUCCUCUAACAUCAAUGGAUCCAGACUCUAUGCCAGACCGAGAUGUAGAUUCUCUUACCACUAAUGAAAGCCGUCUCCGUGAAACUGUUGAAGAAUCACUCCAGGGGCUUCGAUUUCUCCGCGGCCAUGUGCGUAUGCGGGUCAACUUUGGAACAUUCAUCCUUGAUGACUAUAGGGAACCCAAGAACUCAAGAGCUCGAUAUUCUUUUGAUGAAUUUAAAACAAUGUUGCUUAAUUCUAGGACUAGAGGGCAUCUCGUGCAAGGACUGAAAUAUACCCGUGGGGAUACCAGCCUCUUGGCCAAGUGCAGCUCUGCCACUCAUAUUUUAGCGCCCUUAAAUGGGCCUGCUUUGAAUUCUCAAAAGCAACCGGAACCGUUGUAUGCUGUUAUCUUCGAGUUCCAGGGCAGCAGCUCCCUUCUAAGGCUGGAAGUUGAAUUUGCAAAGUCCCCUUCUACCAAUCAUUUCGAGGUUUACCAAAAGCGUUGGAUCCGGCCACAGGGUGAUGAUAAUGUUGGAGGUACACGACCCCUUCUUCAAAUUGCCGUUAUUGACUUUGAAAGAGCAGACUGGCAAUUAGAAAUCAAAGCCCUUGAGUUCCAGGAGCCUUCGACAAUUGAACAGUCUCUAAGAGAGUUCUCUCACUCGGUACAUUUCCACCCCGAGAAAAUGCCUGAUUUGAGUGGUCCCGGGAAACAACGAGUAUCUUUCUCAAAUCUCGCCCCAGUCGCCCGGAUUGUCGAGAAGUCAGCGCUACGCUACCGGCUUAAGGGAACAAAUUACAUUUUCGAACUCGCCCGAUACGAUGAAUAUUCCCGUGCUCAAUUGACAGCUUCUCAGAUUCUUUUACAAGGGCCAAGUUCGAAUAACAUGUCACCAGUACCCAUAACGUCUUGGGGUGCAUCUAUUUUCGACCUUCAGUGGGAUAAUAUGCUGGGUCAGCAUGCAAAUUUUGGAGUUGGGCACAAUGCAGCAUGGAGUCCUAGUCUAAACACUUUCUUCCCUUGCUUUGGAGACGCUGACCCAUCUGAUCUUCGAAGUGGGUUUAACUCCUUGAUGCCUCUUAUCGACCAAGUGUCGACGCUACUCGGUCAAAAGUGUGAGGCUGAUUCUAAGGGUCAAGCUGCAGAACAGCAGAGAGAGGAGGUAGUAGAGGAGGGCAGCUCCGAGAGCUCCGCCUUCAGAGCUCAUUCAUUUACAUGA